AUGGCACACUUACCAGUCACGGUGCUUUCAUUCCGCUUUCCCUCUACGCGGACGGACGUGAAAGACGGAGGCAUAGGUCACGUGGACCCAGACAACCUCGAUGGUCGGGUGGCUGUGGUCACUGGCGGCGCUUUGGGCAUCGGAUACGAGAUCAGUCGAGCGCUCGCUCUGGCAGGUGUCAAGGUCAUCAUGGUGAACCGCAAGGAAGAGCAAGGAUCCAAAGCCAUCUCAGACAACAAGAAAGAAAAAGAGGACGCACAAGUCGAGCGGAAGGAAGCAAUGCAACUUAGGCAGCCUCAAGGAGGUGAAGGAGGCUUUCUCCGACCUGCGCUCCUCGCUGGACCGUCUCGACUUCCUCAUUCUGUCCGCCGGCAUCAACACCAAUUUUAUAGCGAGGACGCGGACGGCAUCGACCGGCACUUCGGCGUCAAUUACCUCGGCCACUACUACAUGGACACGAGCCCGAAGCCUAGGGUCGUGUUUCUGUCUAGCGAGAUGCAUAGGUUUGCGCCGCCAAACGUGAAUUUUGGCAGCUUGGAGGAGAUCAACGACAAGUAUAUGGACGGUACACGGUUGUAUGCGCGGACGAAGCUUGCCAUGAUCCUGUGCGCCAAGUUUGGGCUGAGAGAUCGGGUCAUCAAGCCGAACGGUGAUAAGAUCUAUGCGCUCGCCGUGCAUCCCGGCGCUGUCAACACAGCGAUGCAGCAGCAGUGGAAAGACGCAUACCCUGGCAUCACUGGCAAACUCCUCUCGAAUGCGAUGCUCUUCGCUGGGCGGGAUGUUGAGCAAGGUUCAUUCAGCGCGCUAUGGGCUGCGACGAGCCCCGAGAUUGAGGAGAAGGACAUGAAUGGCUGGUACUUCAAUGACCCGGGCCAACCCGGUAAGGAGACCUCUCAAGCUUCCGACCCGGCGCUUGGGGCUGCUUUGUGGGAUCUGAGCGAGCGCCUCGUGAAGGGCAAGCUGGGUGAGGAUGCUCUCCUUGACUGGAAUAAGGAGGAGUAAAAUCCGACGGUGGUUCAUCAGGAGCACUCCGGCACUGAAGCUCUCUAGAGAACGUUAACCAGGUACCAACUUGCUGGCUUCUCUGGUUUAAUAUUAUGAGGUCUCCAGUCUUUCCUCUACUAGGCUCAGCAAAGGAAAGGCAUAUGCGAAUGGAGAAUUAGGUAUAAUACCAUAUUACGUCCGCC
This is a messenger RNA of Trematosphaeria pertusa, 1187 nucleotides long. RefSeq names its product NAD(P)-binding protein. The coding region runs from base 1 to 1002 and encodes 333 amino acids. The record is from RefSeq and is a predicted model, not a curated record. The transcript has 6 exons. Lineage: Eukaryota; Fungi; Ascomycota; Dothideomycetes; Pleosporales; Trematosphaeriaceae.